CAGAUUAUGAAGUAAUCCAUCUCACAGACAAAAGUAACAUAAUAAUAAAUGAAUAAUAUACUGUAGAAAUCUUGAAGAUGGCUAGAGUGAAUCCGGAUACCUCUCAACUACCUGAUGAUCACAAGACAAAUUUUGAUCAUGACAGAAAACAAAGUUAUGUACGCCGUGGCGGUUCACGUGGCCGUGGACGUGGUGGACGUGGUGGUGAUCAGAACGACAGGUGCUGUUAUCGGUGUAAUCUUCCUGGUCAUUUUGCUCGUGACUGCGCGAUGCCUGAUCCUCGUACUAGUACUAGUAGUAAUAGUAACUAUGCCCUUUCCUGGAGGUCAAACCAAGCUUCUGUUAACAAUUCAUCAAAAGUUGAUACCAUAGAAUUUGCAUCUGCGACACCCAAGUUUAGUGAAUUGCCUUCAAAGAAUGUUGAUUUGAGUCCAUUACUAGCAAAUAAAGACAAAGAACUACAAUUGUGUCGCCAAGAAAUUGAAAGUCUGAAAACUCGACUGAACAAAGCUACUACAGAGUUGGAUUCUGUUCAAGAUAAGAAUAAGAACAUGGUUCUAAACAUGAACAAGCUUCAAGAGGAUUUGGAAAAAUGCAGAGAGGAGCUAUCAUGUGAGAGUAAAAAGACUGAGGAGAUGAGGUUGAAGUGGUUUUAUUUGGAGGAUGAGUUUGCAGAUGCUAAAGCUAAGUGGAUUGAGAGAUUAGCCGAAGUUGAUGAAGCAUAUAUGACUGCAGUUUCUGACAAGAUGGAGUUAGCUCUAGAGAUGGAUCAAUGGAGGAAAUCAGCAAAGGCUGUAGCUUCGGUAUUUGUUGGAGGUGCAGAUGUAUGUUCUAAGACACCAGAAUUUGAACCUCUUGUCUUGAUUUACAGUAAUCGUGCUGCUAAAAGGAUGUCACUUGGAAAGAUAAGGAAAGCUAUAGAUGACUGCAGAAUUGCAACUCGAUUAGAUCCAGAAUUUCCUAAAGUCUAUCUAACAGCUGGAAAUUGCCAUUUGGUUCUUGGAGAAACUGAUGAUGCACUGAAAAGUUACAAACAGUACUUGGACUCCGGAGUGGUUUUCCUGGAUAGAAGGCUUACAAUUGAGGCGUCUGAUGGCCUACAAAAUGCCGAGAAAGUGGUUAGUUAUAUUAACCGGUCUGCUGAACUUUUGAAAGAUAAAACUAUCGAUUCAGCAACUAAUGCAUUGGAGGUUAUUACGGAAGCCUUAUCAAUAAGCUGCUAUUCAGAGAAACUGCUUGAGAUGAAAGGGGAAGCUCUCUUUAUGCUGCAUAAAUAUGAAAAGGUUGUUGAAAUGUGUGAGCAAACACUAGUUUUUGCUGAAAACAAUUAUAAUCACAUGUCAGAUGAGGAUCAAAAGCAACAAUUGAAGCUUUGGAGAUGGAGCCUGAUGUCUAGGUCCUACUUUUGUAUGGCUAAGUUUGACUUGGCUCUUUCUAUUCUUGAGAAAUAUGAGCAACUAGCACCUUUGGAAACCAAGAACGAGGGACCAUCUUCUCUUUCAGCUGCCUCUCUCCGUGAACUUCUUCGCUGUAAGAAUGCAGGAAAUGAAGCUUAUAAAGGUGGGAAGUAUAGAGAAGCAGUGGAGCAUUAUAGCAAUUCUAUAAGGCGAAGUAUUGAAUCGAGGCCUUUUACUGCUAUCUGCUUGUGCAAUCGUGCUGCUGCAUACCAAGCUUUGGGUGAGGUCAUGGAUGCUAUUGCAGAUUGCAAUCUUGCUAUAGCUCUUGACGGGGAUUACAUGAAGGCAAUUUCUAGGAGGGCCAAUUUACAUGAGAAGAUUAGAGACUAUGUACAUGCAGCCCUUGAUUUUCAAAGGCUGAUAUCUCUUCUUGAAAAGCAGAGUGAAAAGAAGCAUGUGGAAGACUUAACAGUAGCUCGUCGGCGUCUUUCUUCAGUGAAUAGAAAUAUGAAGCAAGGACUGACAUUGGACCUCUACCUCAUCUUGGGGCUGAAAGGGUCGGAAUCUGGUGCAGAAAUUAAAAAAGCAUACCAUAAAGCUGCGCUUAAACAUCACCCAGACAAGGCGGGUAAGUUUCUAGUAAGAAAUGAGGGUAGUAGAGCAGAUGGCGUUGUUUGGAAAGAGAUUUUCACAACCAUCCACGAGGAUGCGGACAAGCUUUUUAAGAUAAUUGGGGAAGCAUAUGCUGUACUAUCGGACCCUAACAAGAGGUUUAAGUAUAAUCUUGAAGAUGCAAUGAAGGAUGACUGUGCGUGGUAACUUCUAAUUCAAUUCAUACAUUGCCAUUUUAUGCAUUAUAUGGUCGAGUGGUUUCAAGUUCUGCAUGAGGAAGAAGGACGAUUCUCACCAGUUGAGACCUUAGAAUGCCAUGAUAUGCCUUUUUCGCAAAUUAACAUGAAAUCGGUUUUCUCUGUCUGAUGUUUGUAUUCACGGGUACAAGGGCGGAUAAUUUUGUAUAGUUCUUUCUUUUUUGUUGUUUCUAAAAACAAAACUUUUAAUUAAAUGUAUAUCUAAGGUUAUUUUCUUUCGUUGUCA
Erigeron canadensis is the source of this 2492-nucleotide messenger RNA. Its product is annotated as dnaJ homolog subfamily C member 7 homolog. The transcript is spliced from 11 exons. The coding region runs from base 78 to 2216 and encodes 712 amino acids. Gene Ontology annotation, molecular function: protein binding; zinc ion binding; nucleic acid binding. The record is from RefSeq and is a predicted model, not a curated record. NCBI's taxonomy places the organism in Eukaryota, Viridiplantae, Streptophyta, Magnoliopsida, Asterales, Asteraceae.